AUGGCGUUUGCACUUAGUGAAAAGUCAAACUAUGUCGUCGCCAUAGACUUUGGGACCACUUACUCCGGAUUUGCAAUUGCAAAAAAUUACCCAGGUGCACAAAUAGAGUGUAAUAGAUGGCCAAUAAUAUCUGAGGGAAGAGAUUGGCACAAAACUCCAACAUGCAUAUUAUUCAAUGAAAAACUAGAGUUUGAUUCAUUUGGCUACAAGAGCGAAGACAAGUAUGCAGACCUCCAGUCAAGGGAUGAGCAUGAAAACUGGUACUUCUUCAAAUGUUUUAAAAUGAAAUUAAAAAAAGAAGAGGAAAAGCUUUUGAAAGAAAGGAAUCAGUGGGAAUUGAAUGAUCAUACAGAUACGAAAAAAGUAAAUGCAAUAAUUGUUUUCAAAGGAGCCAUUGAAUAUAUGAAGAAUCAAGCACUUUCAUCCAUUAGAGAAAAUGACAGAGAAUCCGAUAUAAACGAAAGCACUAUUUCUUGGAUGUUAACAGUACCUGCAAUUUGGUCAGAUGUGGCAAAGAACUUUAUGAGAAAAGCCGCUGAAGAGGCUGGUAUACCUAGAAAGAAGCUAACCUUGGUAUAUGAACCAGAAAUGGCUGCUGUGUGGUUUGUGAAUGAAAAUAAAAUGGAAGUUCCUACUGGGACAAAAUUUAUCCUCGUCGAUUUAGGAGGUGGAACUAUUGACAUAACAGUUCAAGAAGUGCUGCAGAACAACAAAAUCCGACAAUUAAUUCCAGCUAUGGGGGUAGCAUGUGGUGGCACAACACUUGAUGAAUGUUUAACGCACACAAUAGAAAAAAAGUUUGCCAACAAUAUUGAUAUGUUUCGCAAGAAUGAGCCCAAAAAAUAUGUAAAACACCAAAGGAAAAUAGAAUUUAUGAAAAGAAGUUAUGGCAAGUCAGAAGGAAAUUUCAUUUUACACGUCUCAAAAAAAUUAAGUAGAUCGGAGACAGAUCAACCUGUUACAAUAUCAGAGGAAGAAUACAAAAGUUUCUUAGCUCCAGUUUUGGAGCAAAUUGAUAACAUAAUUGCGGAAAUAGAAAAAAUUAAGAUAUGUAAGCAAGUUUCUCAUCUUGUGAUCAUCGGAGGAUUUUCAGUUGAUGCCCGAGUAAAAGGAUACUUGCUUGAGAAAUAUCAAUCGAAAUACACUAUUAUAACCCCAGGCAAUCCUGAUCUGGCUGUUUUAAAUGGCGCAGUACUUUUUGGACAACACGAAUCUCUCAUAACUGAAAGGGUUUGUAAAUGUACAUAUGGGUUCGCCGUUUUUAAAAAAUUUGAUGAAACUCACAAAAUUGAAAAGAAACAUCAAAGAGGGGGAGUCACCAUGGCGAAAGAUUGCUUCAAGGUUGUGUUCCAGAAGGGAGAAAGAGUAACGGUCGAUAAAUCUUAUAAGGAAAUUCCAGUGUUUGAUGAAUUUGGGACUGAUAGGGUUGUUAAACGCAAGGAGCCCAUAGUUAUAUAUAUUUUCUCGUCUGAAGAAGAAAACCCUCAGUAUACGGAUGACCCAUAUUGCAAAAAACUAUGUGAAAUGAAAAUGUAUCCUCCCGGAGGCGAAUGGCCCUCGAAGGUGAAGGGAAAAGUUAGGUUCAAAGUAGCGGGAACUGAAUUUGAAGGAGAACUGUAUGACAAUCAAAAUAAUAAACAAGAUGAAUGUGUAUUUGAUUAUUUGAUUUGA
Saccostrea echinata is the source of this 1671-nucleotide messenger RNA. RefSeq names its product heat shock 70 kDa protein 12A-like. Gene Ontology annotation, molecular function: ATP-dependent protein folding chaperone; ATP binding. Lineage: Eukaryota; Metazoa; Mollusca; Bivalvia; Ostreida; Ostreidae. The record is from RefSeq and is a predicted model, not a curated record. The coding region runs from base 1 to 1671 and encodes 556 amino acids. The transcript is spliced from 5 exons.